Cydia pomonella (codling moth) is the source of this 1506-nucleotide messenger RNA. RefSeq names its product cytochrome c oxidase subunit 5B, mitochondrial-like. Lineage: Eukaryota; Metazoa; Arthropoda; Insecta; Lepidoptera; Tortricidae. The record is from RefSeq and is a predicted model, not a curated record. The transcript is spliced from 3 exons. Gene Ontology annotation, biological process: mitochondrial electron transport, cytochrome c to oxygen. Bases 934 to 1278 code for a protein of 114 amino acids. Gene Ontology annotation, cellular component: mitochondrial envelope.
CAAUUUGCCGAUAGAUGGCACUGUGCAGAAUUAUAUUUAGUAUAGGUACUUCUGAUCAAAAGUCUUUCGCCUUUAUAGUUACACAAGAUAAUUCAAAGUUUGUACGGAACCCUCGGUGCGCGACUCAAUCGAACUCGCACUUGACCGGUUUUUUUUUGUUAAAUAGUAUUUAUAGUCUCCGCUGUUACGAAGAAAAGGAUGCUUUUCUCAAAUCACCAGGAUGUAUUGAUUCACGGUUUCUCAAGGGAAGAUCAAAAAGUUUUGAUAACUGAUAACCAAUGAUCGGAUCGGAGACAGGUAGCAUUUUAUGUAAUUUUGACGUCGAUUAUGAUAACCAACAUGGAUAAGCUUAUUUCAUUAAAAAUAAAAUCAUGUAUAUGAUGUAAGAAAUUUUCUCAAUUUUAUUAUUCUAGUAUUUUUUUUCUAUUUGCUAUUUUCAAUCCAUUUCGUUUAACAUUGACGCCCCUCUUGUGUUAUAGAGAACGACCUCUACAAAGCGAUAGAGUCUGUGCGGAAAGAGAAGAGUCGGUGAAUGUAUGGGGCCCAAUACAUUCCACGACUCUUCUCUUUCUAAUAAAAAUACAUUUAUACUUAAUAUAAACAUAAUACACGAAAUGUUAAAUAAGUCACAUCCAAGCUAUUCUUUCGUCCUACAAUUACUACCUGUAUCCGAUCAUUAUUGAUUUGCUGAUAAACAAUAUUUUAAUUAUUAACACCUUCACGGAGAUUUGGGAGAAAACAGCUUUUAAACAAAGAACAACUGUCGUGUAAAUUAUACGACACUUUUAAAAUAUAGUUGUGUCAUAUCAUUACGUCAUUAUUGACAGAUAUAAUUUGAUGUGAUUACACCCGAAGAUAUUUGCAAAAAUAAUUAACUGUUUUAAGCGUGAUAUUUGGCUUCACAGUAAGAAACAAGUUAUACGUAAAGACGUGAUGUUGAAGUUAAGCCGUGUGCUGCCAAUACGGCGCGCGGGCACACGCGUGUACGGCGCGUUCCACGACCCGCUGGACCUCGUCACAGGGCUGGAGAAGAGGGAACUGCUUGCCCACCUCGCGGGCGACUGUGACCCUUUCCGUAUCUUGUGCUUUAAAAGAGGUCCGGGAACUCGCGAGCGUCCGAACCUCGUGCCCAGCGCGUUCCACCAGCGCCUGGUGGGCUGCAAGUGCCACCCGGACACGUACCACAUCGAGUGGAUGAUGCUGCACGCGACGGAGCCCAAGCGCUGCGCCUGUGGCUACUGGUUCGAGCUCUGCCCCAUCGCGCCCAUCGUCACGUGAUGUAUACGUAGCACAAUAAACAAAAAGCUAUACAAAAAAAAUCUUUGUGUCGCCUGAAAAUCGCACCGACUAAAAUCGCUAUUUUAUUACACUAGUCGAUCAAAAUAUCCAUAAAGUCGAAAAUUUUGUACACUAGAAUACACAAGCGAAUUGUAAAAAAUCUUUUAAUGUAGUUUUUUCUUUUUGAAAAUCAAACAAAGUUUCCUUUUAGUAAAUGCACUAAGGUAC